Molecule: messenger RNA, 2566 nt
Organism: Cannabis sativa
Lineage: Eukaryota; Viridiplantae; Streptophyta; Magnoliopsida; Rosales; Cannabaceae
Product: wall-associated receptor kinase-like 14
Exons: 3
Coding region: 268-2385 (705 amino acids)
Biological process (GO): protein phosphorylation
Molecular function (GO): ATP binding; protein kinase activity
Source: RefSeq, a predicted model, not a curated record
UAAUUUAAGAAUUUUGAGGGGAAUUACAUGCAUAGUCCUCCACGCAUAGAAUACGUAGAAAGAACAACCACUCCUAAGUACGCCUUGUCUUUUUAUAUUUUAAAAUAAAUUUGAUUUGCUUAUAGUAAAUAAUAAUGUAUCAUUAUUGCGAGUGUGAAAACAGAGUAAGAGUCAAGAGAGGAGUGUUGAUGAAGCCUUAAAUUAAAAGGAAAAGAGAAAGAGAAAAUACAGGCAAAAAUAAAGAAAGAAAAAACAGAACUCUUCCACAUGAAAAAAAGAGAUCAAAUUUUGGUCCUGUUCUUAAUAUCGAUUCUAUAUACAACAACUAUCAAAGGAAUUUCAUCAAACACUACAAAUAAUAUUAAUAACUGCGUGCGAUCAUGUGGCUCUGGCCGCCACGGCCGAGGCCGACGACUUUCACUGCCGUACCCAUUCGGAUUCUCAGCCGGUUGUGAAAUCCAGCUCAGAUGCAACACCACCGGAAAAGCCUUCGUGGGCGAAUUUCCGGUUCGAUCAAUUGGGUCAGACAGCAUAAAAAUCAACAUCGAGAGAAAAUGUAAUCGUCCCCUGAAUACAAGCGUGGGUCAGCUCUUCGGCACAAACUACGCCCCAACGUCUCGAAACGCUAUCCUCUUGGAGAACUGUACAGAACCAGGUGCGGCCUGUGAGAUUCCGACGAUUCUUGUCCAGACCCACUUCUCGUCCCUGAGCUGUAGCGGCGACGAUAGCUCCAACUCCAGCAGCAUCAGUUGUUACUCGGAGAGUAACACCAGCACCUUCAUUAAUUUCCACACACUUAGAAAGAAAAAGUGUGAGUUUCUGUUGUCGUCCAUAUCGGCGGCUUCACUUAAUAGCUCGGAAUCGCCGGUUUCUUUGGAGAUACAGGUGGCAGAGCUUGGUUGGUGGAUGGAAGGAGCGUGCCAGUGUGAUCCGAAUGCCAAUUGUUCAAAGCUUUUCACGCCAAAUGGCAGACCCGGAUAUCGUUGCAAUUGCAAACAAGGUUUCCAAGGAGACGGGUUCCAGGCCGGUUCAGGCUGCCAUAAAGUUUCGAAGUGUAGUCCUGCAAGAUACUUCACUGCCAAGUGUGGAGGAGCCACUCGAGUAAUCACACUGGUCGGAGGUAUUGCUGCUGCUACUUCUUUAAUGAUAAGUCUUGGUCUAGUCAUGUGCUGUUUAUUGCGAAGAAGGUCAAAAAUGAAAGCCAGACACCUCACCAAACGCCGUCUUUCGGAAGCCACAGGUAACUUAAACAUCCCAAUAUAUCACUACAAAGAAAUAGAGAAAGCUACAAAUGGGUUCUCAGAAAAAUACCGUCUUGGUACCGGAGCUUACGGAACCGUUUACGCCGGAAAACUCCAGGGAGACGAGUGGGUUGCUAUCAAGCGAAUCAGACACACAGGUGCUGACAGCAUUGAGCAAGUGGUCAACGAAAUCAAACUCAUUUCCUCUGUAAGUCACCCCAACCUCGUACGUCUGUUGGGUUGUUCCAUAGAUUUUGGAGAACAGAUACUCGUGUACGAGUUCAUGCCCAAUGGAACGCUUUGUCAACAUUUACAGAGAGAGAGGGGUGAUGGACUUUCCAGCUGGUUGAUUAGGCUAACCAUCGCCACUGAAACAGCGCAAGCAAUUGCUUAUCUUCACUCGGCUAUUAAACCCCCUAUAUAUCAUAGAGAUAUUAAGUCUAGUAAUAUUCUUUUGGAUCAUAGUUUUAGGUCCAAAGUUGCGGAUUUUGGUCUUUCGAGGCUUGGAAUUAUUGAAACGUCUCAUAUUUCGACUGCCCCACAAGGGACUCCGGGAUAUCUUGAUCCUCAAUACCAUCAAAACUUUCACCUUUCGGAUAAGAGCGACGUUUAUAGCUUUGGAGUUGUUCUUGCUGAGAUCAUAACGGGACUUAAAGCAGUGGACUUUACUCGACCCCAGAAUGAAAUCAAUUUGGCUUCUCUGGCUUGUGAGAGAAUAGGAAAAGGUUGUCUUGAGGAGAUAAUUGAUCCAUUUCUUGAGCCAAAAACGGAUGCUUGGACUCUUUCAACGAUUCAUAAGGUAGCAGAGUUGGCUUUUAGAUGUUUAGCGUUUCAUAGGGACAUGAGGCCUUCCAUGAUUGAAGUGGCUGCGGAGUUGGAGCAAAUAAGGAAGACUAGAUGGUCUUGUUCGGAACAGAAUACUUGUACGGCUUCCUCUGAAAUAGGUUCUUCUUCCUCCUCCUCCUCAUCCAAUGUAAGUGAAAAACCUUUCAGUAUUAAUGAUGUUGUUUUAGAGAGAAGCUUAGACUCCAACAAAUUGUUGAAGGUAAAUUCACCUGUCUCUGUUCAUCUUGCUUGGUUGAGUGAGCAAAGCUCUCAUUCAUCAAAUAGUAUGCUAAGAAAUUCAACUCAAUCAUCUUCAUAGUUGAUUUUUCAUAGCUCAUUCAACUCAACAUGACCAGUCAUAAAAUAAGUAAGUGCAAUUUAAGCUUCCAAUCACCAUUGGUGUAUGUGUGGGGUGAUUUUAGUCUGUUUGUAUUUUAGUACGAUGGUGAGUUGAUUUACAAUAUAAAUAGUUCAUUUUAAUUUUAUGAGGCUUUCUCUUC